Messenger RNA from Sorex fumeus (smoky shrew), 1917 nucleotides. RefSeq names its product acyl-CoA dehydrogenase family member 8 (gene ACAD8). The coding region runs from base 51 to 1298 and encodes 415 amino acids. The record is from RefSeq and is a predicted model, not a curated record. Lineage: Eukaryota; Metazoa; Chordata; Mammalia; Eulipotyphla; Soricidae. Gene Ontology annotation, biological process: lipid metabolic process. The transcript is spliced from 11 exons. Gene Ontology annotation, molecular function: acyl-CoA dehydrogenase activity; flavin adenine dinucleotide binding.
CCCCGCGGGCCGAGGUCAAGGGCUUGCGGCGCCGGCGGUACCGAGCGAACAUGUUGCUGAGUGGGUGCGCGCGCCUCGGGACGCGCCUCUGCCUCCUGCGCGGAUUCGGCCCCGCCCGGCCGGGGAGCACCCGCCGCUGCCUGGUCUCCUGCAUCGACCCUUCCAUGGGACUAAAUGAGGAGCAGAAAGAAUUUCAGAAAGUGGCCUUUGACUUUGCUGCCCGGGAGAUGGCGCCAAAUAUGGCAGAAUGGGACCAGAAGGAGCUGUUCCCCGUGGAGGUGAUGCGGAAGGCAGCGCAGCUGGGCUUCGGGGGCGUCUACGUCCGCACGGAUGUGGGGGGCUCUGGACUGUCCCGGCUGGACGCCUCAGUCAUCUUCGAAGCCUUGGCUACGGGCUGCACCAGCACCACCGCCUACAUCAGCAUCCACAACAUGUGUGUCUGGAUGAUCGACACCUUCGGGAAUGAGGAGCAGAGGAAGAAGUUCUGCCCCCCGCUCUGCUCCAUGGAGAAGUUCGCUUCCUACUGCCUCACCGAGCCAGGGAGUGGGAGUGACGCCGCCUCACUGCUGACAUCAGCUAAGCUGCAAGGAGACCAUUACAUUCUCAACGGCUCCAAGGCCUUCAUCAGCGGAGGCGGCGAGUCAGACACCUAUGUGGUCAUGUGUCGGACUGGGGGACCGGGCCCCAAGGGCAUCUCAUGCAUCGUCAUCGAGAAGGGGACCCCUGGCCUCAGCUUUGGCAAGAAGGAGAAGAAGGUGGGGUGGAAUUCACAGCCCACCCGUGCCGUGAUCUUCGAAGACUGCGUGGUGCCUGCAGCCAACAGGAUCGGGAGUGAGGGCCAGGGCUUCCUCAUCGCCAUGAAGGGGCUGAACGGGGGACGGAUCAACGUCGCAUCCUGCUCCCUGGGGGCUGCCCACGCAUCCGUCGUCCUCACCCGGGACCACCUCAACAUCCGCAAGCAAUUUGGAGAGCCCCUGGCCAGUAACCAGUACCUGCAGUUCAAGUUGGCUGACAUGGCCACGCGGCUGGUGGCCUCGAGACUGAUGAUCCGCAACGCGGCCGUGGCGCUGCAGGAGGACCGGGAGGAUGCCGUGGCCCUGUGCUCCAUGGCCAAGCUCUUUGCCACAGACGAAUGCUUCACUAUCUGCAACCAGGCCCUGCAGAUGCACGGGGGCUACGGGUACCUGAAGGACUACGCUGUCCAGCAGUACGUGCGCGACUCCAGAGUCCACCAGAUCCUGGAAGGUAGCAACGAAGUGAUGAGGAUGCUGGUGUCACGCAGCCUGUUGCAGGAGUAGCACCCAGCCUCGAGUCUGGCCAGGGGGCUGCUGCGGUCAAAAACCAGGGCUGAGCGCCCAUGGGGGGGUAACGGGAGAAGGGCGCUUCCACAACUGCAGCAGUGGCCCCUGCAGGCAGGGCUGGGCAAGCCUUUGCAGAGGGACAGUGUCAAAUACCGACCACAUGCGUGUCUGGGAAAGGUGACUGGGAGGAAUCCCCGCUCACGCCAAAGCCCUUCCUCCGACCCACGUGGUCUCGCUGCUUCACCAAAUCCUUCCAGGAGUCUUGGCAUGGUGGAGACGCAAGUGGACACACUCCAGUGCCCAUGUCGCAGCCCCUCAUCCGAGCGUCCUUGGAACACUCCAGCCAAGGAAGGAGUAGGGAGGAAGACGUGUCUGACGUCUGAAUGAGCUGUGAUGUGGGGAACACCACUUGGGUGCUCAGCGCUGAGGUCAUUUGGAACUUUGUUGUUGGUAGCCUGGGGUCUGGAGUGGCGCUCAGAGCCCCUCCUUGCCCUUCCUGAUCCGUUGCUUUGGUUAUAUAUUUUUUCUGAAUCGUUGCUUCCUUUUUAAAAGUUAGUCCUCUUUUAAAGUAUUUUUAAUCACUACAUUGAUAAAUAAAACCAACUUCUCCAUAAUA